AUGGAAACUAACUUAGGUGAUGAAAAAUUUUCCGGACCAUCCUAUGCUGCUAGUGCUGACCUGCCUCAAAGAACAGAGCCUGUCAGUAUGGAAGAUAUCAAAGAAGAUCUCUCUGAUGAAUUUUCUUUGACUUCUUCAAGCUCAGACACAAGCCUGAAGAACAGAUUGGGGUCCAAGGGACACAUCCAAGUUUGCCUGCGUAUUAGGCCAUUUACGUCGUUGGAAAGAGAAAAUGAAUCGCAGGAGUGUGUUUCCCUUGAAAACUUGACAAGGAUCAUACUGAGGCCCCCCAAAAUCACUUUGAGUCAACUAAGUGAAAAACUUGCUGGACAGAUGAUACAGAAGUUCACUUUUUCACAAGUGUUUGGACCUGAAACAACUCAAGAAGAAUUCUUUGAAGGUACCAUGAAGCAACCAGUGCAAGAAUUCUUAGAUGGAUGUGAUCGUCUUAUUUUUACAUACGGUGUUACAAAUGCUGGGAAAACGUACACUUUCCAAGGGACAGAAGAUGACAUUGGUAUUCUGCCAAGGAGUAUGGAUAUGCUGUUUAAAAGUAUUCAAGGAAAGCUAUACACAGCAAUGGAUCUGAAACCUUAUCGGUGCAGAGAUUAUAUAAAGCUGACUAAAGACCAAGUGAGGGAAGAAAGUGCUAUUAAAAAUUCAAUACUUCGCCUAAAAAAAGAGGUAGACUGUAAUAUCUGUUUUCACUUAUUAAUUUUUUAAAAUGAAAUUCACUUUUCUAGGUCUAUGUUGACUUGUAAUAUUUUGUACUUGGCAGAUGUGAAAGAACUCUUAAAGGACUCAGAACAAUCUAGCACAAGUGUGGAAAAUUGUGUGAAGUUUUCUGUUUGGGUUUCAUUUUUUGAGAUUUACAAUGACUGCUUUUAUGAUCUACUGGUUCCUAUAUCGAAUGACAAGAAAAGUAAAACACUGCGCCUUGCUCAAGACAUCAGGGGAUGUACUUAUCUAAAAGAUCUGCAGUGGGUUCAGACUUCUAAUUCUAAAGAAGCUUUUAGACUUCUAAAACUGGGAUUGAAACGCCAGAGUGUUGCAAGCACAAAACUAAAUACUUACUCCAACAGAAGUCACAGAAUCUUCACAGUUAAGAUACUAAAAAUUGAAGAUUCAGGAGUACCACGAGUGACUCGAGUCAAUGAAUUGUCAAUGUGUGAUCUUGCUGGUUCAGAAAGAAGUGCCAAGACUCACAAUGAAGGUGAAAGAUUGAAAGAGAGUGGAAAUAUAAACACUUCUCUCCUGAUCUUAGGCAAGUGUAUUAACGCACUCAAGAAAAGUCAGCAGUCAAAGGUGCAGCAGCACAUACCCUUUCGAGAAAGUAAGUUAACUCAUUACCUUCAAGGAUUCUUCAGUGGAAGAGGGAAGGUACACAUGAUAGUAAACAUAAGCCAAUGUGCCUCAACAUAUGAUGAAACACUCAAUGUGCUAAAGUUCUCUGCCAUUGCCCAAAAAGUUUUAAUUAUGGAUGCAACUAUUCCUCCCCAAGAUCAGUCAUCUGUCCAGAAAUCAGCAAAAGAAUCAUCACUACUUAGCAACACCCAGAUGCCAAUCCCAAGGAGAACAGGUUCUAACCUAUGGUACAGGAGCUUAGAAGAUGUGAUUGAAGAUGAGACGGAAGAACAGCAUGAUAUCUCAAGAGAAGAAGCAGUGCAGGAACAGGAAGAAAAUCAUGUUCUUCUUACAGAAUCAGGAUAUCUGAGGCUGCUGAGUGUCAUAGAAGAGUUGAAGAACAGACUUAUUAAUCAAAAGAUGACUAAGUUGCAGAUGGAACUAAAAAUUCGUGGAGAAGUGACACAAGAAUUUAUCCAAUACUACUUUUCUCAGAAACAAGAGAGGUUGGAAGAAAAUUCAGAAAGACGCCUGGAAGUCUUCAAGGAGCCCGUAAAUAGUUAUGCUGAAGAUGCAGAUGAAGACAAUAGAUUAAAGGAUCAGCCUUGCAGUGAACAAGCUCAAUCUCUGAAUAAAGACUACAGUAGAGGGCUAGGCACUUGUGUUGAUCUUGAGGGCAUUAUUGAUUCUGUGCAGAAUGUCAUUGAAAUCAAAAAGCAGGCAGAAGCAGCACACAGAAAUAUGUCAUCGGAGGACCAAUGGGAAGCUAUAAUUCACCUUGAAAAACACCUGGGAAAAACUACCACUGAACUAACUAAGACCAAAGAAGAGCUCACAAAGAAAACCAAUGACCUAAUCAGAACUGAAGAAGAGCUGGCACAGAAAACCAAAGACUUUGACAUGCAGAAGAUUAAAUUGGAUGAGUCUGCUGAGCAGCUUAGAGAAGCAACUGAGAAUAAAAGAAUUCAAGAACUAAUGGACACUGUGAAGCAAAAAGAUUAUGUUAUUAUGAGACUACAGGAUUUGACAGCCCAUUUAGAAGAAACUGGAAAAGACUGUGACAAUACUGAAACUACCACUAAAAGAAAAUUUGCGAAAAAGAACCCUAACAAACUGAUUGAAAGCAGCCAAUUCAAGGAAACUGUUUUGAAAGGGAGAAAAAAGCGUUGCUUUGAAAAUAAGUCUACUGAGGAAGAAGUUCCACUUAAAAAAG
Messenger RNA from Pterocles gutturalis (yellow-throated sandgrouse), 2557 nucleotides. Its product is annotated as kinesin-like protein KIF20B. The transcript is spliced from 17 exons. Lineage: Eukaryota; Metazoa; Chordata; Aves; Pterocliformes; Pteroclidae. Gene Ontology annotation, cellular component: kinesin complex; nucleus; microtubule. The annotation marks the transcript as partial. The record is from RefSeq and is a predicted model, not a curated record. Gene Ontology annotation, molecular function: ATP hydrolysis activity; microtubule binding; ATP binding. Gene Ontology annotation, biological process: microtubule-based movement.